AUGUUUUGGAAGCUGCCUAUUCUCUCUGCUUCUUCUCCUGUGGAGGCAAUACUAGACAAGGAGAAUUUCACAUUAGAAGAGCUUCUUGAUGAGGAAGAGAUAAUCCAAGAAUGCAAAGCUUUGAAUAGUCGUCUAAUUAACUUUUUGCGUGAUAGAGCCCAAGUGGAGCAGUUACUGCAUUACAUAAUCAAUGAACCUCCAGAAGACUCUGAAAGUCAACGAGCCUUCAAGUUUCCAUUCAUUGCCUGUGAGAUUUUCAUCUGUGAAAUCGAUGUUAUCCUCAAAACUUUGGUGGAGGAAGAGGAGUUAAUGGAUCUUCUGUUCUCUUUCCUGGAACCUGAGCGUCCUCAUAGUGCCUUGUUGGCUGGCUACUUUAGCAAGGUUGUUGUUUGCCUGAUGUUACGCAAGACAGUCCCCCUGAUGAACUAUGUUCAGGCUCAUCAGGAUGUUUUCCGCAAAUUGGUUGACUUGAUUGGCAUUACUUCAAUCAUGGAGGUUCUGGUUCGGCUAGUGGGUGCUGAUGACCAUGUGUAUUCCAAUUUUGUCGAUGUGAUGCAAUGGCUGGCAGAUAGUAAUUUGCUGGAGAUGAUCGUGGACAAGUUGAGCCCUUCUUGCACUCCCGAAGUUCAUGCUAAUGCAGCAGAAACGCUAUGUGCAAUUACUAGGAAUACUGGAUCGGCCUUGGCAACAAAACUCUCUAGUCCGAGUUUUGUUGCAAGGAUAUUCGGUCAUGCAUUGGAAGAUUCACAUUCAAAAUCUGGUCUUAUUCACUCACUAUCGGUGUGCAUCUCUUUACUGGAUCCAAAAAGAUUUACAAAUGCAUCGCUCAUGAUGCAUUCUUUCCGAAGUCAACAUAUGUACGAGGCUCCAAUUCCCGUAAAUCCAGAGACCAUAGAUGCAAUGUUGCCUCAUCUUGGUGAUUUGCUCCAGCUGUUAAAUGUAUCAUCUGAUGAGAAGAUUUUGCCCACAACAUAUGGACAACUGAAGCCUCCCUUGGGGAAGCAUCGUCUAAAGAUCGUUGAGUUCAUUGCAAUUUUGUUGAAAACUGGCAAUGAAGCUGCAGAGAAGGAAUUGGUUAGCUCAGGAACUGUUAAGAGAGUACUUGAUCUCUUCUUUGAGUACCCAUUCAAUAAUGCCUUGCACCAUCAUGUGGAAAGCAUUACAUUUUCAUGUUUGGAGACCAAGAGUGAAUCUAUGAUUGAUCAUCUGCUUCGUGAAUGUGACUUAGUAGGCAAGCUUCUUCAGACAGAUAAGAACCCUGUCAUCCCUGGUGAUCAAAAUCAGCCAACUUUACCUGCGACUGGGAAACGGCUUCCAAGGUCAGGAAAUCUUGGACAUAUUACUAGAAUUUCUAAUAAGCUUGUUCAGCUGGGAAACAGCAACAGCUGCAUUCAUACAUAUUUACAGGAAAAUAGUGAAUGGAAGGAUUGGCAAACCAUUGUGUUGCAGGAACGCAACAAUGUCGAAAAUGUCUACCGAUGGAAUUGUGGCCGUCCUACUGCACUCCAAGAUAGAACUAGGGACAGUGAUGAGGAUGACCUUCAUGAGAGAGAUUAUGAUGUAGGAGCUCUCGCAAACAACUUAAAUCAGUCAUUUAGGUAUAAAAUUUAUGGGAAUGAGGACGCUGAAGAGGAAAAUGGUGGCCUUGAUAGAGAUGAUGAGGAUGUCUACUUUGACGAUGAUUCUGCUGAAGUAGUUAUAUCAUCUCUCAGACUUGGUGAUGAGCAAAGCAAUCUAUUCACAAACUCAAACUGGUUUGUGUUCAAUGACGAGCGAGUUGGCGGUGAACCUGUCAGCACUUCUUCAGCUAUGGAUGUGAUGGAAGAGAUCAACUUGAACGGGAAUAAUGCGAACAGUGUUGGUGGUAACAGCAGUAGUGAUGACGAGGUGGUGGUGGGAGAGGAUGAAUUGACCACCGAAACCAAAGAUGAUUCAAUUUCUGCUGGUGGUGGUGCAUCCACUUCUGACGCCAACGACUUCAAUGGUUUCCCUAGUAAUGGACCAAGUCCACAGACCAAUGAUGAGACCACUGAUGCGGGCUUCUUCAAGUUCGAGACUCCAGAGGCCGAGGACUUAUUUGCAGAAAGGCCAUUGCCUGAAUGGGUAGCGUGGGGGUCAUCGGACCUACCAAUUGGCGGUUCGUCCAGUCUGAAUCCAUUCCUUGAUCAAGACACCCCUGAUGAUGCCAAUAUUUCCAAUCAAGCAGAUGUGGCUACGACCGAAGUUAGUUCUGAAGAACCUGUACUGCCAAACGGUUCCUCUCCAACCAGGGAGUCUGGCAGUGGCAGUGAUGGUUCUGCAAAGAGCGAUUCAAGUCUGAGAGCAGUCACUGCAGUGCCCUCGCUGUUCGAGGAGGACGUGGAGUUUGUAGGGGUGGAACCUGAAGGUACUGAGAAGGCGAUGGAUCAGGCUCUGAAGGAAGGGAUUGUCGGUGAAGCUGGACCAUUGAAGAGGAGCAUGGCUCCUCCGCAAUUGGCAGAGAAGGAGAACCCAGAUGAUGGUAAGGAGUUCAACGACGCCAACUAUUGGAGGGUUGAUCAAGAGGUUGCCGUUAUCGAGUGA
Molecule: messenger RNA, 2562 nt
Organism: Linum trigynum
Lineage: Eukaryota; Viridiplantae; Streptophyta; Magnoliopsida; Malpighiales; Linaceae
Source: the annotation of a GenBank genome assembly